Lithohypha guttulata is the source of this 459-nucleotide messenger RNA. RefSeq lists its product as uncharacterized. The transcript has 2 exons. Lineage: Eukaryota; Fungi; Ascomycota; Eurotiomycetes; Chaetothyriales; Trichomeriaceae. Bases 1 to 459 code for a protein of 152 amino acids. Gene Ontology annotation, cellular component: nucleus; cytosol. Gene Ontology annotation, molecular function: nuclear import signal receptor activity. The record is from RefSeq and is a predicted model, not a curated record. Gene Ontology annotation, biological process: protein import into nucleus.
AUGUUCAAAGCGUCUCAGCCAACCAGUAAUCAGUUGCCUGAUGGCGCGGCUGCAGGUGUUUACCUACAACUACCAGGCGAGCCACAAUUCAAAUUCCUUGGAGGUUUAGCAAACGAAAAGCAAUCAGCAAUAUUCAAGGUCAACCUUCCAAGUGCCGCGAAUGAUGGGAUAGUCAACCUCGGAAUUGCUAUUGAGCCUAUGGCCAAUAUUGAGCAGCAGAUGGUAUUGCUGAAACAGGAACAGCAAGCGAAUUCGGUAGCACUUGUCAAGGCUGGACCAUCCACCAAGAUGCUGGCACAAAAUAUCAUCAAGCAUGCGUACAACUUCAUUUCAAGCUUCUCCGGCAACAUCAAUGGCCAAGAAGUGGUACCCUUGAAGAGCUUCCAAGAUUGGUGGACGAAGUUCGAACGGCGUAUUGAGAAUGAUCCAAGUUUUCUGGAGAAGAAGGACGACUCGUGA